This is a messenger RNA of Lucilia cuprina (Australian sheep blowfly), 199 nucleotides long. RefSeq lists its product as uncharacterized. The record is from RefSeq and is a predicted model, not a curated record. The transcript has a single exon. NCBI's taxonomy places the organism in Eukaryota, Metazoa, Arthropoda, Insecta, Diptera, Calliphoridae. The annotation marks the transcript as partial.
UUUCCCCUGACAGCACGCACCGAGGAUGCUGAAGUAAUUGGUGGACCACGACGUGUUUUAACACGAGCUGAUGAUGACGAUACUGCUGAUGAUGAUGAUUUUACAAAUUUUAAAGGUGUCAUCGAUACCGGUUCGGGAUAUCCUUUCCUACAACCCAAUCCAUCGGUGAUACGUGUGGGUUUCUUUGAUUCAUUUGAUG